Owenia fusiformis is the source of this 2895-nucleotide messenger RNA. NCBI's taxonomy places the organism in Eukaryota, Metazoa, Annelida, Polychaeta, Sabellida, Oweniidae. The record is from the annotation of a GenBank genome assembly.
AUUAUCCCAAGGAACGAAGUUCGGUAGGGAUAUAGUGAUGCCCUCCGUCCGUCAGUCCGUCAGUCAGUCAGUCCGUCCGUCCGUCCGGAAGAUAACUCAAAUAUUAGUUGACGGAUUUUCUUCAUAUUUGGUGAAAAGAUGUACAUUGAUGAAUAGUUUUACGCAAAAAAAUAUUUUUUCAAGAUGGCCGCCGCUUUAAAAAUGACGGGACUUUUUCGUAAAAAUCAUAAAUUUUUCAUUCUAAACCAAAGUAAAAAAAUCCAAGAUGGCCGCCAACUUUUAAAUGUCUCAAAUUUUGCUCCUGAAGUUAUCUACUUUUUCAGUAAAUUAAUAACUCUUGUGGAUAUUCAAAACUGAAUUAGAUUAUACAUGAAUAUACAGAGAACACUUUGGAUAAGUAAAAGCACACUCAUUAUAACUGUAUCAUCUGAUAUAAGCAAAUAAAAGGAUUGGAUUUUAAGACAAAGGAAACUGAAAAAAAAACUUGAAUGCAUCUUUACUCAGAAAAUUGAACACUCUAGUUUGGAUUAAUAAUCAUGCAGGAGUCAUCAAUAAUCUUGGAUUAAAUAUAUCAGUUAAUAGUGGAAUCUUAUAUAAUGCUAAAUGUGAUUUAAAAUGAUAUAUUAAACAUUUAAAAGACAACUUUUAAAGUUAAGUGGGAGGUGAAUGGAACAGCCAAUUAUUUAUUAGAACAAUAGUGUAACUGUCACAUAAUGUAGAACUGUAUACUAUAGUAUCUAAUAGGAUUAACAAUGCACUCAUAAUAAGGAUUUAAUCUCCUACAUGUAAACAAUAAACAAAUCAUGGCUAAAGAUCGACCACGAAGAUCUUGUACCAUUUUGUCCCCAGGCAAUCCUGUCAUGUAUUCUUCACCAGACUUAAAAGGAAAGAAAAGAAGAAACAACAACAAGAAAAACAUGAAAACGUUGAAACAAAAUAAAGAGACACUGCAUGAGAAUCACGCUUAUACAGAUUUAGACAAUACAGGAAUACUUGAGCUUGGGGAAAACUGCAAAAAUCUUGUCUUCUAUACAGACAGAGUGCCCAUUUGGAUUGACGCAGUUCAGAGCUUUUAAAAACAAAUCCAUGAAGGCAUCUGCAACUAGACUUGAGUAUGGUCUUCUUAUCUCAGUGAAAGAUCACAUAAACAUUAAGAUCAGUGAUUCUGGCAUCGUGUCAGUGCAAGGUGAAAAUCUUGAGGAUUGGAAAGAUAAUGAUUACCAGCUCAUAAGGGACACAUUUGAAAAUCAUAACUUGUCCCCAUCAUUGACCUCAACCCCUCUUAUUCAAAGUGACAUAGCAAAGUCACAAUCCAGCCCAUCAUCUGAUGAGAGUUUCAAUGGCUUUUUAUCAAUUGAGAUUGAUUCUGUAGCUCCCAUUGACAAAUUAGAUGAUUGUGAAGACAGCCUGGUUUAUUUCUCAGAAAUGGAAUUGAAUAGCUCAUCAUCUGACAUAUCUCAGUCAAUUUUGAAGCAACCUACCACACUGAUUGUUCCAGACUCACAACCAUGUUCAGUAGACGGUGCACAAUCUCAACCUGCAACAGGGGACCUUCAAAUAACACAAACUCCCACAUCGCCUGAUAUACUGGUUGUUCCAGACUCGCAACCAUCACAAAUAACCGCAGAAAAUCAGACUGCUGAUGUGUGUGAGCAACCUGAGUCCGCUUCCUCACUAACAUCACCAAAAUCCUCACAACUACAAGGUUCCUUGGAACACUCUGAGCUAAACGUGCAAAAUAAAAAACUGAGGGCAAGGCUUAUAAAAUUAGAGGCUAAGAAUGAAGUCAUUGAAGCAAAAUACCACACAGAAAUAAUUGCCAAAAACGCGAAAAUUACAGAUCUCAUGACGAGACUAGCUACGUGCCAAAAGCAAUGUCACGAUGACAUGAAAAUAGUUACUGAUACGCAUCAAAUAAGAGUCAAUGAACUUGAAAAUGAAAUUCAAUCAAGCAAAGAUAAGUUGUCAGUUCUAACCAAAGAGCUUGAUGGUGCAAAAGUUGACAAUGAAACUCUCUACAGAAAAGUGCAAUUACUUACAACCCAACUAAAAUCAAUGCCAUCAAAAUCAGAAGAUGAGGUGAUAAGUUGUAGCCAACCACAGAGUAUUUCAAGAAAUACCUCAUCCCCUGACUCUAACUCUGCUGAAAAGGGAAAAUCUAAAACCAAACACGUUGAAUUGGAAAAAAAGUCAACCUCCAAACCCAAACCAGUGGUUAAUGACUCAAAAUUCUCUGGACAUCAAAGGGAUACUACUCCAACAGUACAUCUCAUGUAUUCCUCUAAUGGGAAGAAGAUGGCAGGUACAAUGAGGGCUUUCUCCAAUAAUAAGGUUAAAGUCACAGCCUCAGUCUAUAGUGGAGGCAAUAUCCAGAUGGCCACGAAUGUCAUUCGCCAGGGUGACAUUGCAAAAUCAACAGAUUAUAAAAUCAUUGGUUUUGGGACAAAUAACAUAAAAAGUGACAACCCCACAGAUAUAGUAUACGAAUUGAAGAAUUUGGUACAAACUGCCAGAUCUCACCACCCUUCCUCUAAACUUAUACUCUGUGGCAUUCAUCACCGCUGUGAUUCCGAUGAUAACUCACAUAUUUAUAUGAUGAACAAUGACAUCGACUACAUUAAUGCUCAGAUGGCUGAGUUCUGUAGGAAUCAGAAAGUAGACUUUAUUGACAUUAACAGCAUAAACAGGUCUACAGCGAGAAACCCCAACUUCAGCGUACUGAAUAAUGAUGGACUUCACUUCAAUACGAGAGGGCGUAACAUACUCGCUAUUGCUAUGCUUGAAAUCAUAAAACAGAACUCUGGAAAAACGUACGCAAAUAUUAUAGCGAGCCGACGAGCUGCAACCCACAAUACUAGAGACCCUCCGAUGCCCCGCUCCAAGAGUUAUUUAUAA